Molecule: messenger RNA, 1728 nt
Organism: Limulus polyphemus (Atlantic horseshoe crab)
Lineage: Eukaryota; Metazoa; Arthropoda; Merostomata; Xiphosura; Limulidae
Product: tubulin alpha chain-like
Exons: 4
Coding region: 157-1512 (451 amino acids)
Biological process (GO): microtubule cytoskeleton organization; mitotic cell cycle
Cellular component (GO): microtubule; cytoplasm
Molecular function (GO): structural constituent of cytoskeleton; GTP binding
Source: RefSeq, a predicted model, not a curated record
UGAAACGCCAUAUCACAAUGGAGAAUCACGAGCCCCCUUCGAGCAAAUAUUCUUUUGCCGCCUUUUCAUAAGCACAAAGCAGCCAGAAAUUGAACCUCACGGUUGUGUUGGAUCUUUGGUACUAUUAGUCUUGGUUAGAAAAUAAAAUAAUAAAAGAUGCGUGAAUGUAUCAGUAUCCAUGUUGGUCAAGCCGGUGUCCAGAUUGGGAAUGCGUGUUGGGAACUGUACUGUUUAGAACACGGUAUUCAACCUGAUGGUCAGAUGCCAAGUGACAAAACCAUUGGUGGAGGUGAUGAUUCUUUCAACACUUUCUUCAGUGAAACGGGGGCAGGAAAGCAUGUGCCCCGGGCUGUGUACGUCGAUCUGGAGCCCACGGUGGUUGACGAGGUUAGGACCGGUACCUAUAGACAACUUUUUCAUCCAGAGCAGAUGAUAACCGGCAAGGAGGAUGCAGCCAACAACUAUGCUCGGGGUCAUUACACCAUUGGUAAAGAAAUAGUUGACCUGGUUCUAGACAGGAUCCGUAAGCUGGCUGACCAGUGUACGGGACUCCAAGGUUUCCUCAUCUUCCAUAGCUUUGGUGGUGGUACAGGCUCGGGGUUCACCUCUUUGUUGAUGGAAAGGUUAUCCGUAGACUAUGGAAAGAAGUCUAAGCUGGAGUUUUCGGUGUAUCCAGCUCCACAGGUAGCAACUGCCGUUGUUGAGCCUUACAACUCCAUUCUGACCACUCACACGACCUUGGAGCACUCGGAUUGUGCUUUCAUGGUGGACAACGAGGCCAUAUACGAUAUCUGUCGACGUAACUUGGACAUUGAUCGUCCAACGUACACAAACCUGAACCGGUUGAUUGGCCAGAUCGUUUCUUCCAUCACGGCAUCUCUGAGGUUCGAUGGAGCCCUGAAUGUCGAUCUCACCGAGUUUCAAACCAACUUGGUGCCCUACCCUCGUAUUCACUUCCCUCUCGUCACUUACGCCCCUGUAAUUUCGGCAGAGAAGGCGUACCACGAGCAACUCACCGUUUCCGAGAUCACCAAUGCUUGUUUUGAACCUGCCAACCAGAUGGUGAAGUGUGACCCUCGACACGGCAAGUACAUGGCAUGUUGUCUUCUGUACCGAGGGGAUGUCGUUCCUAAAGAUGUGAACGCUGCCAUUGCUGCCAUUAAAACUAAAAGAACCAUUCAGUUUGUGGACUGGUGUCCAACAGGAUUUAAGGUGGGUAUCAACUACCAACCACCGACCGUUGUCCCCGGAGGAGACCUUGCUAAGGUUCAACGUGCUGUGUGCAUGUUGUCCAACACCACUGCCAUUGCCGAGGCCUGGGCACGACUGGACCACAAGUUUGACCUCAUGUAUGCCAAGAGAGCAUUUGUACACUGGUACGUCGGUGAGGGCAUGGAAGAGGGAGAGUUCUCUGAAGCCCGAGAAGACUUGGCAGCACUGGAGAAAGAUUACGAGGAGGUUGGUCUCGACUCGACAGAAGGUGCAGAAGACGAAGGAGAUGAAGAAUACUAAACUUUUUAUAUAUAUAUAAAGCAACUGUAUUAGUUUAAUAUACUUUCCAUUAAUCUUAAGCCUUCCAUUUUUAGCUUCUGAAACUUAGAAUGAUCUUCCAACAUUUGGAUUUUUGUAUUUAAUUAUCUUUUUCUUACAUUUGCUAUUUUCAUAUGAGUUUUCUCAGCUCUUAUUUAUCUUACCUUAGAGAAAAAUAAAUGCAAGUGAAAGAAAAUG